Messenger RNA from Drosophila novamexicana, 1676 nucleotides. RefSeq names its product serine protease 42. NCBI's taxonomy places the organism in Eukaryota, Metazoa, Arthropoda, Insecta, Diptera, Drosophilidae. Gene Ontology annotation, molecular function: serine-type endopeptidase activity. The record is from RefSeq and is a predicted model, not a curated record. Gene Ontology annotation, biological process: proteolysis. Bases 92 to 1600 code for a protein of 502 amino acids. The transcript has 4 exons.
UGAGGUCCGGACCGUGAGUGCGCUCAGUUAAUUGUUUUCGCGUGUUCGUCCAAGUCAGUGUACAAAAACGAUAACUUUGUGUGUUUAGAACAUGGAACAGCUAUUAGUGGUGCCCGGCAUUUUUGUAACACUGCUGUUCUUAGCUUGGCCCAGUGCAGCUCAACGAGUGCCGCCCGUGGCCUGCCCACAAUACUUUGAGUACCUGUCGUUCAAUCAGGAGUACGUGGGCCGUAUCUCAGUACGGCAUGAUCCAGAGUACCAGGAGAAUACGCUCAGUGUUCAGUUUUCGCAGCGUAGCCGCUUAAACUCGAAUUACUUUGGCAGCCUCACACUGUGGGACGACGACCAGGUAACCAAGUUUAAUCUGCGCAAUGGUAACCCUAUAAGAUAUCGCAUUGAUUUUCCCACACCUGAAGAAUUGCCCAAGCUGACGCUGGUGAUGAUCAACGAUGUCGUCUUAUGCAGAGCAUCGCCAUAUCCUCCCAGCAGUGUUACGCUCUCCUUGUCUCAUUCGCUGCACUCAACGACGACGCCGUUAUUUACUCAGCAGCCUCAAUUUGUACAGCAAACAAAUCCCCGACCGGUGCAGCGGCCGCAGCGCCCAUUUUGGCAAAACACUUUUGUAGAGCCCGAGCCGGAGGAGCGACCCACAUUCCGAAUCCCACAGCCAACUGCCCCGGUUCCAACAACACCAGCACCACCACCACCACAACCACCAGCGUCAUCGCGUCCUCCAACUCAACCUCCCACAGCACAGCCUAGACCAUCAGUAGUACCCAACACAGGUGGCCAGGGACUGAGGCAGCUCGGUGGAAUUUGUGGGCGCGAAGGGCCCAUCACAUCGCCGCUUAUCCAUCAUGGCACGCAGGUGCGCCGCGGACAGUUGCCUUGGAUGGUGGCACUGUACGAGCGUGGCGGAGAUGGUCUGCGCUUUUUCUGUGGCGGCACGCUCAUCUCCGCCUCAACGGUGCUGUCGGCGGCGCACUGCUUCCUUUACACUGACCGAAAUCUGCCCGCCAACCGAGCUGUCGUCUCUCUGGGUCGCAACACACUGGAUCUGGUGUCAGAUGGCCUGCUGCGGGAGGUAUCUGUGCUGGUCCUACAUGAAGAAUACGCGCCACAAAACUACACGGAUGCGGACAUAGCGUUGCUCAAGCUGGCAACUCCAGUGAGCUUUGGUGAAUUUAUCAAGCCCAUAUGCCUGUGGAGCGAAAACUUUCAGCUGCAGUUGCCUUCGGGCUAUAAGUCCUAUGUGGCUGGCUGGGGCUCCGAUGAGAAUGGAAAUGUGAACACCCGUGUAGCCAAGAUGACAGAUACGGAUAUUGUUACUGAGUCGGAGUGUUUGCGCAACCUGAGGUCGACCGAAGGCGUCAGACUCGUCACGCCGAACACAAUUUGUGCGGGCAACAAACAGGCCGCCGGCCCCUGCAGCGGUGACUCCGGCGGUGGCCUCAUGCUCCAGGAGAACAAUAUCUGGCUGCUGCGCGGAGUCGUAUCGGCCGGCCAGGUGUAUACCAACCGCUGUGAUCUAACGCAACCCGUCAUCUAUACAGAUCUAGCCAGGCAUAUUAUCUGGCUGCGCGAGAAGAUCUGGCUAUAAGUCACGUCGUUUCUUUUAAGAGAUUAGUUAACUUGUGAUAGAAGAGGAGAGCUUUCAAAUUGUGUGCCAAAAUAAA